AUGUCUUCCACGACGACCAUAACCAGCAGUGCCUCGACAAUUGCAUCUGCAACAGAAUCAUGUAUCAACGUCAGGCCAGAUAAAAAUGGUCAUGUACCCGAAUGGGCUUGCAAUGCCAACUAUAAUUUUUAUCCAUCGUUUGCCGCCGCAGUUGUCUUCACGUUACUAUUCUUCGUCGUUACAAUAGCGCAUAUCUUCCAAGCUUUUUAUCACAAGAAACUAAGACUAUGUUGGGUAUUGAUUAUGGGGUGUACGUGGGAAUUUAUGAGUUUUGCGAUACGCUCAGCUGGUACGAAAAUGCAACAGAAUGUUGCUCUGGCCACUGUUUCUCAGAUUCUGAUUUUACUUGCCCCUAUGUGGGUCAAUGCCUUUGUUUAUAUGGUUCUAGGACGGAUGAUUUACUUCUUCGUUCCAGAUCAGAAGGUUUGGGGCAUCAAAGGUAUCCAGAUAGCCAAGAUCUUCGUAUGGCUUGACGUGCUAUCCUUCACAACACAACUUGUGGGCGGUAUACUAACAUCUCCCGGCGCCAAUUCAAAUAUCUUAAUGACCGGUAUCCAUAUCUACAUGAGCGGUGUUGGAUUCCAAGAAUUUUGCAUCCUGCUUUUCACAGCCAUUGCCAUCAAAUUUAUGUUCAUCAUGCAGCAACGAGAAAGAUCUAUAGGAGUUAGUGCCAAUCAAAUACUAGAUCAAAGACAUCGCGGUUGGAGACCCCUCUUAUAUAUCAUGUUUACAUCUCUCGCCCUAAUCACUACACGAAUUAUUUACCGCUUGGUAGAAUUUUCAGCUGGUCUUGAUCCAAGCAAGAAUCCAAUACCAUAUCAUGAAUGGUAUUUCAUGGUUCUUGAUGCUUUGCCUAUGUUGAUUGCAAUUGCAUUGAUGAAUGUUAUUCAUCCUGGUAAAAUAUUAGUCGGCGAAGGAAGUGAGUUUCCUCGAUUGUCGAGAAGAGAGAAAAGGGAAAUGAAGAGAUUGCAGAAGUUAGAGAGGGAAGCUGCAAAAAACGAAAAGAAAGCAAUUAAGAUGGGAAAGAAAGAUGCUGUUAUCUAUAUCAGUUUAGAUGACCCGACAAGUACCCCUCCUGGUUAUUCAGAAAAUACCAGCUAUCCGGGUUACAAUCACAGGUAUAAAAAGUGA
Molecule: messenger RNA, 1131 nt
Organism: Botrytis deweyae
Lineage: Eukaryota; Fungi; Ascomycota; Leotiomycetes; Helotiales; Sclerotiniaceae
Exons: 3
Coding region: 1-1131 (376 amino acids)
Cellular component (GO): membrane
Source: RefSeq, a predicted model, not a curated record